This is a messenger RNA of Rhodamnia argentea, 1816 nucleotides long. RefSeq names its product WRKY transcription factor 72A. The record is from RefSeq and is a predicted model, not a curated record. Gene Ontology annotation, biological process: regulation of DNA-templated transcription. Gene Ontology annotation, molecular function: sequence-specific DNA binding; DNA-binding transcription factor activity. The coding region runs from base 91 to 1722 and encodes 543 amino acids. Lineage: Eukaryota; Viridiplantae; Streptophyta; Magnoliopsida; Myrtales; Myrtaceae. The transcript is spliced from 3 exons.
CGAGAACUGUUUUUUAAUCAUCUUCUUUUGGUAAAAAUCAUGAUGUUUCUGUGCUUCUAGGACGCUCGCCUUGAAUCAGCUAGAGCUGAAAUGGGUCAGGUUAGAGAAGAAAACCAAAGGCUGAAGUCCAUGUUGUCCCAAAUUGUGAAGGCCUACCAAUGUUUACAACACCAAUUCUUUGAGCUUGUCCAACAAGAGAAGAAGGUCGAGAUGGGACCUUCACGGAGCAAACUUUCGCUUCCUUGCAACCAGGAAACCAAAGAAGAAGCCGAGCUCUUGUCCCUCACCCUAGGACUGAGCUCGAGCCGGCUGAAGACCGAUGGAGAGAGGAUAAACAUAUCAUCGAUGCGGAGAGAAAGCACAAAGAACGGAAAUAGUGACUCGAAACAAGAAUUGUCACUUGACUCGUGCAAUGGAAAGUUCAUGAGCUGUGAUCAUGAGAGCUCGAAGGACCCCAAGGAAGGUGAACUCUCGAGGACAUGGCCAUCAAGAAAGCUUCUCAGGACAUUGAAAAGCGAUGGUGAGCAGGUUUUGGAGCAGACCCGUUUGAAGAAAGCUAGGGUUUGCGUCAGAGUUAGGUCUGAUGCACCCACUAUGGAAGAUGGAUGCCAAUGGAGGAAGUACGGACAGAAAAUUUCGAAAGCAAAUCCAUGUCCUCGAGCAUACUACCGUUGCACUGUCUUGCCAUCUUGUCCGGUCAGAAAGCAAGUACAAAGAUGUAUAGAGGAUAUGUCCGUCUUGAUCACCACUUAUGAAGGGAAUCACAACCACCCUCUUCCUAUCUCGGCCCCGGUUAUGGCUUCCACCACUUCCGCAGCUACUUCCAUAAUACAAUCUAGCUCAUCGACCUCACAGCAGCAGCAGCAGCAGCAACAACACGGCCUUCGAUUUUCGGCGUCCUGUGGCCCUGCCUCCACCACGUCUACUGGUGGCAUGUAUGGACUUGAUUACACGGGCGAUCGAAAUCCCAAGCUGCCUCGAAUUUAUUUUUCUAGCUCUUCCCAGAUUUCUACUUGCAAUUCUCACCCCACCAUUACUCUUGAUCUCACCUCGAGCCCCGACUUCUCUGAUCUUGAUGGAUAUCGAUACUCUCCAUGCUUCCCGUCUUUACUGACAGCCCCUUCAACAUAUCUCAGCUUCUGCUCACCACCACCUUCAUCACCGUCAUCGAGUCACUUGGAUACCACAACCCAUAAACCAUCUUCGGGCAUUGGUCCUAGGGUUUUAAAUCAUGGUAUGCCACCACAACAUCAAUUCUACCAACCCCAUUUGUGGCCAGUUACCAAGAGCCAAGCUUCUCAUCCACAAUCUUUACCCGACAAGUCUGGUGCGGAAGCGACGAAAGCAAUAUCGUUGAAUUUGUCUUUCCAGUCUGUGUUAGCAGCCGCGAUGACCUCGUUCGCCAGUGGCAGGGAAACCGACUGUCUUGGUGAUAAAGGAAAGGAAGGAGGUUUUGGGAGGGACUUGAAGCUUGGUGAUGAUCCAGCAACACCAAUCAAAUUACUCCAACCAUCGCCGCAAGCCGAUGGUACAGCGCGUGUUUCAUCAAACUACAUGGACAAGCCAACGGCUUUCAGCUCCCGGGAAGGACCUAAGAGCUCAAUUUGGUUUCCACAUUCAUCAGUGGCAUUAUCCACUUCCAAGAAGAGUGCUCGUGCUUCAAUGUCUCCUGCUGAGACGAAGGAUCAUCUCAUUAAGUUCCUUGGCAAUUCUGACAUGUGACAUUUGGAAGGAACAAGAGUUGCCAUAGUACAGAAUUUACGUGAUGUUAGAUACUUAGAACCAUGAGCUUUCAGGAAUUAAGACCCAAACUAUA